CUCUAUAUUGAUGUCCAUUUUGAGCUUGUAAAAGGUAUUCAAGUGAAAAUCUUUGUGUUACAUCCUUAUUUUCGUUUCUUAUUAUCUCGUCCGUUUUUGUGAUCUCUUCAAAACUACACUAAAAAUUUCGCAAAAAUAUUAUUACUGUCAAUAAAAAAAAGAUUGUUUGAUAUCUUGAGAAGUGAUGGCAGCUUAUAUAGCUGUAAUUUCUCUUCUUCAAACAAUUGAGCAAUUUCAGCAGAGACACCCUGAACUUGUUCAAGGUUUUACUGCUAAAACGCUCGAAUCCCUUCAUGAAACUGCUGAGUAUUUUCAAAAUGUUGUUGAAGAAGCUGGCAAGAGUAAAUUUGAUCCUGAAAAAAAGAAGUCUUUGGAGGAAAAAAUAAGAGCUGCUGCUAGUUAUGCAGAAGAUAUUGUUGAGAUGAAGAUUUGCCAAAUCAUCGAAGACUUAAACUUGAAAUAUGGAAUGGCACCUACAAGUUCACUAUACAAGAAUUUGCUGCCAUUUGUUGAAAGAGUUGAAAGAAAAAAGAAUGAAGUGCUGGAGAUUGUUUCUGAUUUUAGCACAAGAAUUCAUGAUGAUCAAAUUCUUGAAUCUGCUGGGGAUUCCUUGAUUGGUGCUUCUUCUAGAAGUAACCCGAUGCUACAGCAUUUGGAAGACGAUAUCGUGCGUGGACUUGAUGAUGACUUGGAGAUAAUAGUUAAAAGAUUGACAGGACGGUCGUCAAAUUUAGACAUUGUCACAAUAACAGGCAUGGGUGGCAUUGGCAAAACAACACUCGCUAGAAAAGCUCAUGAUCAUAUAACAAUCAAGAAUCAUUUUGACCUUCGUAUUUGGGUUACAAUAUCUCAAGAAUAUGGAAGUAGAAAUGUGUUGUUAGAAGCUUUACGUUGCAUUUCAAAGAAUAAUGACAUCGAAAAAGAUUAUGAUAAGAAGAAUGACUGUGAGUUAGCCGACUUGGUGCAAAAAAAACUAAAGGGUCCAAGAUACCUUGUUGUUGUUGAUGAUAUUUGGAGUACAGAUGUUUGGGAUAGCAUAAAAGGAAUAUUUCCUGAUUACUGCAAUAAGAGUCGAAUCUUAUUGACUACUAGGGAAUCAAAGGUAGCAAUGUAUGCAAAUCCUAUUAGCCCUCAUGAAAUGAAGCUCUUGAAUUUAGAAAACAGUUGGAAAUUACUUUGUGAUAAGGUGUUUGGACCAAAACAUGAUCAUCCUCCCGAGUUGGAAGAAAUUGGAAAGAAAAUAGCAGAAAAAUGCCAAGGACUACCCUUGACAAUUUCAGUGAUUGCGGGACAUCUCUCUAAAGUGGCCGGGACGUUAGGAAGUUGGGAGGAUGUCACCCGAACCUUAGGUGAAAUAAUUGCUAGUCAAACAGGUAAAUGCUCAGGAGUGCUCGGUUUGAGUUAUCACUACUUGCCUAAUCACCUCAAACCUUGCUUUCUUUCUAUGGGUGGUUUCCCAGAAGAUUAUCAGGUUGAGACUUGGAGAUUGAUUCAAUUAUGGAUCGCUGAAGGUUUUAUAAGGAGGCCGGGAAGUUAUAAAAGCUUGGAGGAAGUGGCAGAAGAUUAUUUGGAGGAUCUUAUCAGCAGGAACUUGAUAAUAGUUAGAAAAAAGAGAUUCAAUGGUGAGAUAAAAACAUGUGGAAUGCAUGAUCUACUGCGUGAAUUCUGUUUGACUGAAGUUAAAAUGACAAAGUUUAUGCAUGUUGAGAUAACUGACAAAGUUCCUGCCUUUAUGCAUGAUGAGAUAACUGACAUAGUCCCUACUCUUCCAGCACAAAAGCAUAAUGGUCGUCGCUUCAGUUUUCAAAUGCACGGUUAUUCAGUUGAUGAUUGUUGCAAGCUGUUACCCUCAAUUGCCAGAUCUAUCUACUUAUUUUCUAACCUCCAAUCUUCUGUAAAUUUUGAAUUUUUCUCCCGUUUCAACCUUCUCAGAGUGUUGGCCAUCGUUCAUGAAUAUGAAAGGUUUUGUACAUUUCCACUUGUUAUUACAAAGUUAUUUCAUCUGAGAUAUCUCCAAGUUCAAUCUUACGGCAAUCUUCCUGGGUCAAUAUCAGAGCUUCAGAAUUUGCAAACUCUAAUUUACGAGGGACAACAUGAUCAUACCACUUUACCAGGGAAGAUAUGGAUGAUGAAGAACUUGAGGCAUAUACAUACAAGGGACACCUGCUAUUUACCUAGUCCUAGAAGAAAAAGUAUCUCAAAUAAGCAUCUUGUGAUAGGGAUGCCAAAUAUAGAGAAGCUUUCUAAUCUAUGUUUCACCAGCUGUACAAAUGAAAUCUUUUCUCUCAUUCCCAAUCUAAGGAGAUUGAUUGUUCAUCAUAAAGGGGGUAGGGCCAAUCGCCUUAUUGAUAUGUCCAUCUUGAAAAAACUCGAAGCAUUCAAGUUUGUCAUCGAUGCUUUUUGGUCUAGUCCUCCACCGAUCUCCAUCAAACAGUCUGUUCUCCCAGCAUCAAUUAAGAGGUUGACUUUAUCCGGCGGGUUUUGUUUUCCUUGGGAAGAUAUGUCAACUCUUGUCAUGUUGCCAAACCUUCAAGAGCUCAAACUUAAAAAUAGGGCAGCCUAUGGUAAAAUAUGGAGAUUGAGUGAUAAAUACAAAUUCAAAAGCCUAAAGUUGCUGUUAUUUCGCAGCCUGGAUCUUGAGCAUUGGGAAGCUAGCAGUGAUAACUUCCCAAACCUAGAACGGCUUGUUCUGAAGAUAUGCGACUACCUUAAGGAAAUUCCAAUAGAUUUUGGAGAAAUUUGUACGUUGGAGUCAAUUGAGUUACAUAAUUGCAGCACUCCUGCUGAGGAUUCUGCAAGAAAAAUUGAACAAGAACAAGAGGACAUGGGAAACAAUUGCCUUAAGGUCUACAUCCAUCGCACUCGAUCUUUUUGGGAAUCUCCAAAAAAUUUGGUGGAUGAAAAGUAUAAAACUAUUGAUUUCUCAUUUGAGGCUGUAAAUGGUUGUGAUCAUAAUGGACCAUUCUCUGUUCAAGAUUCUUAUUUCACAUACGUGAAGUCAUGGUCAGCUUAUCAAACUGCAAAAGAAAAUGGUGUUAAGCUAUUAAAAGAUGAUGUUGUUGACAAAUUUACUAGUGCUUGGUUGUAA
Lycium ferocissimum is the source of this 3088-nucleotide messenger RNA. Its product is annotated as putative late blight resistance protein homolog R1A-10. Gene Ontology annotation, biological process: defense response to other organism. The record is from RefSeq and is a predicted model, not a curated record. Gene Ontology annotation, molecular function: ADP binding. Lineage: Eukaryota; Viridiplantae; Streptophyta; Magnoliopsida; Solanales; Solanaceae.